CAAGCUUUUUUCUUCUUUGCAUCAUCAAGAAUCCAUAUUUCCUUUUCCCUAUCCGUUUCAUAAAAACCCUAAUUAUCAAAAGAGAGAAUAUGAAGACUAAGAACGUGAAACUCUUACUCUUCUUCUUCUCCAUCUCCCUCCUUCUCAUCGCCGUCGCCAACGCCGCCGAAGGCCAUUCACAUGGUGGACCGAAAUGUGAAUGCUCACACGAAGAUGACCAUGAAAACAAAGCAGGAGCUCGAAAAUACAAGAUCGCCGCCAUUCCUACCGUUCUAAUCGCCGGCAUAAUCGGAGUUCUUUUCCCUUUGUUAGGCAAAGUCUUCCCUUCUUUGCGUCCAGAAACAUCUUUCUUCUUCGUCACGAAAGCUUUCGCCGCCGGAGUUAUCCUUGCUACCGGAUUUAUGCAUGUAUUGCCUGAGGCUUACGAGAUGCUUAACUCGCCGUGUCUAAAAUCUGAAGCAUGGGAAUUUCCGUUCACCGGAUUUAUUGCAAUGAUUGCUGCGAUCUUGACGUUAUCUGUUGAUACAUUUGCCACUUCGAGUUUCUAUAAAUCGCAUUGCAAAGCGUCGAAGAGGGUCAGUGAUGGAGAAUCCGGCGAGACCUCCGUGGACUCCGAGAAGGUCCAAAUUCUCCGGACUAGAAUUAUUGCACAGGUAUUGGAGUUGGGAAUAAUAGUACACUCAGUGGUAAUAGGAAUAUCACUUGGAGCUUCACAGAGCCCAGAUGCUGCCAAAGCUCUCUUUACUGCCUUAAUGUUUCAUCAAUGCUUUGAAGGGCUUGGCCUUGGUGGUUGUAUUGCUCAGGGAAAAUUCAAGUGUUUGUCGGUAACAAUAAUGUCGACGUUCUUCGCAAUAACGACACCAAUAGGAAUCGUUGUGGGAAUGGGAAUAGCAAAUUCUUACGAUGAGUCUUCACCAACGGCUCUGAUCGUGCAAGGAGUUUUGAACGCUGCAUCCGCAGGCAUUCUCAUCUACAUGUCUUUGGUGGACCUUCUCGCAGCAGAUUUCAUGCACCCUAAAAUGCAAUCCAAUACUGGGCUUCAAAUCAUGGCCCAUAUUGCUCUCCUUCUUGGUGCUGGCCUCAUGUCUCUGUUGGCUAAAUGGGCUUGAUAAUUCCUAAUUCAACUCUUUUAGUUUUGUUCAUGGCCUUUUAUGGCUAUCUUGAGAUCGAAUUAUUUGUUCUUUUUUCCCCUUUUCAAUGAUAUUUUUGAGAUCUCUAUUUUCUGGAACACUUCGUGUAUUCAUGUUUAAUAGUAUUUCAAUUGUGUAUAUUGAUCUGUUUCCAAGGAAAGUUACGAGCCUUGAUUUGUUGAUUGUUUGUGUGAUUUGUAAUAAUCUGUUAUAUACAUU
Messenger RNA from Arabidopsis arenosa, 1349 nucleotides. The record is from the annotation of a GenBank genome assembly. Lineage: Eukaryota; Viridiplantae; Streptophyta; Magnoliopsida; Brassicales; Brassicaceae.